AUAAAGUCAAGCAUGUCAAAGCCUUUGGUUACCUCUAAUUUCACCCUAGUCCUACUUAUUAUAGCUUGUUGCUUCCAUAUUCAUAUUGUGGAAUGCAAAUGCCAAAAAACAAAAGAAAAGGCAUCUCUCUUCAUCUUUGGUGAUUCUCUUUUUGAUGUGGGCAACAACAAUUACAUCAACACCACCACUCUUGACCAAGCCAACUUCAAGCCUUAUGGAGAAACUUAUUUCAAGUUCCCCACCGGUCGAUUUUCUGAUGGACGUCUGAUUUCCGAUUUCAUAGCUGAAUAUGCAAAAUUGCCAUUGCUGCCACCCUUUCUGCAGCCUGGUAGUCAACACACCUAUUAUAAUGGAGCAAAUUUCGCCUCCGCCGGAGCGGGAUCUCUUGUCACGACUUUUCAGGGAUUUGUAAUUGAUAUGGAAACUCAGCUCAAAAACUUCAAAAAGGUGAAGAGUUGGUUGAGAAAUAAAUUGGGCAAAGGGAAAUCACAAAAUAUUUUGUCAAAUGCAGUUUACUUGUUUAGCAUUGGAAGCAAUGACUACUUAAGCCUCUUUGUGACCAAUUCCUCAAUACCAAUCUCUCCUCAAUACCAACAAAUGGUUGUUGGGAACUUGACAACCAUCGUUAACGAGAUAUACAAAAUUGGAGGAAGGAAAUUUGGGUUCCUUAAUUUAGGAGACUUGGGGUGUCUACCAGGGUUAAGAAUGCUGAAUUCAUCUAACAAAAAUGGGUGUUUGGAGAAAGCUUCAAAUAUGGCCAAAUUACAUAAUGUUGAGUUGUACAAUACCCUCUUCAAAUUGAAGAAAAAAUUGAAAGGGUUCAAGUAUUCACUCUAUGACUUCAAUAGUAGUUUGAGAAAAAGAAUUGAUCAUCCCUCCAAAUAUGGUCUCAAGGAAGGAAAAAUAGCAUGUUGUGGAAUAGGACGAUUCAGAGGGAUACAUAGUUGUGGAGGAAAAAGGCCAGUGGGACAUAAAUUUGAGCUUUGUCAAAAUCCAAAUAUGCAUGUAUUUUGGGACUCAUAUCAUCUAACUGAAACUACUUAUCACCAAAUGGCAACUGAAAUGUGGAAUGGAUCUUCUACUUUCAAGUCCCUCUUUCGAUGCUCGUAGUUGUUCUUUUCGUCUCAAUUUAUGUGAUGUUAUUUGACUGGAUACGGUAUUUUAUAAAAGAAAGAUCUUGAAAUU
Solanum pennellii is the source of this 1185-nucleotide messenger RNA. RefSeq names its product GDSL esterase/lipase 5-like. Gene Ontology annotation, molecular function: hydrolase activity, acting on ester bonds. Bases 13 to 1110 code for a protein of 365 amino acids. The transcript is spliced from 5 exons. The record is from RefSeq and is a predicted model, not a curated record. NCBI's taxonomy places the organism in Eukaryota, Viridiplantae, Streptophyta, Magnoliopsida, Solanales, Solanaceae.